AUGGCUGCCCUCGAACCGAUGGAUUUCUUGAUGCACCAGCCCGAAGCUGCUGCGACAGGGCAGGCACAACCAACCACUGCAAACACAGGCUUCCCUGGACUGCACCAGCCACAAGGGUGCCCGUAUUUCCGCGGCCAGCAAUCUCAUGGGUCGAGCCUGCCUCCUCCGCACUUUGACCCAAACCCCCCUUUUCGGCCGAUGCCGCACCAGCUGCCACCUCUGGGUAACCAGCAGCACUCCCCCGCCCUUGCCCCUCAAAGCCAGCCCGGGCCCCCUCUGCACGCCUCGGGCUCUGCAAACGGGAGCCACUCGCAGCAGCAACCCGCGGCAGACUCCCAAGUUCAAACACAGCGGCAACACCAGCCGCAUCUUCCUCAACCUCCAACCCUUCCGCCUCCACAAUCCUUCCUGUAUUCUCAGCAUUUUCCUUACGAUCCUGUCCACUCGUCCAGUGCUGGUUGGACAUCGGGCCCGCGUCAAGGCACUUCGUGGCACCACCCAUCGACCACAGGCACCACACCGACUCUACAUCCAAGGCCCCCAGGCGCCGAUCCACAUUUCCGCGGCAGCGGUCACGGUGCGGGUGAACUCAGAGGAGAUUUCGCCAGCUCAUCAAGCCCUGCGCAACCUUUCCUCCCGCCAACCCAGCAGACUACUCUCCCUAACCUUGAUCCGUCCAGCCCGUUCGUCUUCCAAGGAUACCAGCGCUCCGCAAAUUACCCACUCUACCAGAUGUCGUCCUCACAGAACCCGACCCAGACAAACCAGCAUGGCCGGUUUGGUGACGACCAGGCCGGCCGGUCAGGUCAGCAGCAACCAAACCCAGUGAACCAGGCGGGCCAGCCGAGUCAGGUCGCAAACGUGCAGUCUCCGCCAGUCACCACGAGUGCUGGACGACCAGUGCCUCCCCUAUCUACUCGAGCUGUCACUCUUCCGUCUCUGAAUCCGAACGCGAGUCAGGCUUCAGGUGGUCCGCAGUCGGUCUCUCAGCGACAGGCGGGCCCGGCCGCUCCGGCUACCUCCGCCAGCCGCCCGUCGGCCUUCUUGUAUCCCGUUGAGAAUCCCGGGAGAUCGAGCCACGCAACCGGGGACGGACCGUCGUCGGCACAUCUCCUGCCUCGACUGCCCUUGCCAUCAAAUGAACUAGCCAUCGCGUAUCGGCGGCGGGCAGAGGCCCUCUCGCAAGCUUAUCGCGAUCUCGCCGCCGACUCCGACCAUCCGGCAGCCCCGCUGACUAUCCCUACCGUGCCGGCGGGCGUUGGCCGACGCCGCCACGACGACUUUCGCCGUGUGCAGCGGCAGUCGGAGCAUGAGAGCGACGAUGACCUCGGUUCGUCGGCGGACGAAGAAGAGCGGGUCCUACGGUACAUGGAUGCUGCUAGAGAACAUCCCAACUUUCGGGCUAUCAUGGCCGGGGACCACAUUCGUGCAGCGCAAAUCAUGCGCGGCCAGGUUCCAUCUAAACGAGUGGCCUCGAAGCAGGCUCUCGCGCAGCUCCAGAGCGUGGAUCUUGCCAGCCUCUCUGACGGCGAGCGAACCUGCGUCAUCUGCUACAACGACUUUGGUCAGCCGAGUCCAGAGGGUAUUAUCGAGGCCCCUCUGCGUCUCCCUAAGUGCCAGCAUGUGUUUGGCGAUCACUGCAUCAAAAAGUGGUUUGAGGAGUCUGACAGCUGUCCCUAUUGCCGUGACAAGCUGCCUUCAGAGCCUGCAUAUCCUGCCAGUUUCCGGGCAUUCCAGAACUUCUACCGCGCUACCCAUAUGCGAGCUCGGCAGCCCCCGAGCAGCUCUGCCAACUCGACAAUGUUGGUCCACCCGCCCACUUCCCACACGGUUGUGGCAAGCUCACUAAUACCUCUCAGUGAUGAGACACUGGUUCGCGUGUACGCGCAGCAGCAGCAGCAGCAGCAGCGUGAAGUCGCUCGUGCCAGAGCACGACAAGAGCUGGAGUCGGAAAACAUCACCCUGAGACCGUUCGCAGGCAGGGAACGGAGGUCCCCACCCUCCGAUGUCACAGAGAACCGGAGAAGGACGCGUGCCCGACAUGACAACCUGCACUCGCAAUCGGCCGGCCCGUCGACCGCCCGUGCUUCAAGCUCUGCUCAAACAGCAGAAGCACCGGCGCCUGGGCAGCAGAGCCCGCCUCGUGAGCGUGUAACAUCCCCUAGCAUCUUGCCUUGGCCUGGUCAGUAUGCACAUGAUCUGAAUCGGAUACUGACAACGCACGCUGCGAGACAGUCCGUGUCGGGCAGUCAACGCCCGUAUCUCAAUCCCUUGAGCUCUGGUGGUCCAUUCAACGGCAUUCCUCCGGUAGAGCACCUGCUACCGAAUCCGAAUAUGGUCCCCAUUGGUUUCGCCAUGAGCCACGGGAUGCCGACGUCAUCGAUGGCCCCCGUCCCUAAUCCGGCCUACUAUCCCAACCUGCCGUACACAUCCUCCCCUUCAGUUAACUUCCCGCAGCUGCCCCCCAUUGGGCCGUUUGAUACGGCAAACCUCCAGGAUACCUCACACGGCGGCAACGGGGUAUCUCGGCCAGGUGUCGCGGAGGGCCAGAUGCAGUAG
This is a messenger RNA of Chaetomium strumarium, 2559 nucleotides long. RefSeq lists its product as uncharacterized. Lineage: Eukaryota; Fungi; Ascomycota; Sordariomycetes; Sordariales; Chaetomiaceae. The record is from RefSeq and is a predicted model, not a curated record. The transcript has 2 exons. Bases 1 to 2559 code for a protein of 852 amino acids.